This is a messenger RNA of Camelina sativa (false flax), 295 nucleotides long. Lineage: Eukaryota; Viridiplantae; Streptophyta; Magnoliopsida; Brassicales; Brassicaceae. The record is from RefSeq and is a predicted model, not a curated record.
AUGGCCUCUCAAUUUCUCUCGUCUCCAAACCCAUUCACUAAAUCAGUCUCAGCUAAAGUAUUUUCUACUGGUGACUGUCAAGGAUUGAAUGACUUAACUCUGAAAAGAAGAUCAAAUCAAGCAACAAGGGUUACUAACGGAUUUAGCUUAAGAGCAAAAGCAGCUUUGGGAUUCGUUGAGAUUCCAAAACAGUGGUACAAUAUUGUCGCUGAUCUUUCAGUGAAGCCUCCACCACCGUUGCAUCCCAAGACUUUUGAACCGAUCAAACCCGAAGAUUUGUCUCAUCUUUUCCCCA